Molecule: messenger RNA, 2541 nt
Organism: Cylindrotheca closterium
Lineage: Eukaryota; Bacillariophyta; Bacillariophyceae; Bacillariales; Bacillariaceae
Source: the annotation of a GenBank genome assembly
AUGGGAGCAAUACUGUGGCUCUGCCAAUGGUGCAUUUUCAUGAUGGCAUCCACAGCCAUAGCACAGCCUGCAGUUGUUGACAUGGAGAAGGCUUCCCUCAACAUCUCGUUUCAAACCGAAGCGGCGGUGACAAAGGGGAAUCAGAUUCCCUUGAACGAGUCUUGCACUGCUUAUAUAAGGGAUAUCAUGGCUAAUGUAGGUCGAGCAGAUUUGCAGUGUUCAACACCAUCGGGGAUGGUGUAUUCGAUACCGGGUGUAAACAAGGAUUGGAUCGAGGAGAAACAACGGAACCAUGAGCUUAUAAGUGGAUACACGCAAAUGGACCUUCCUCCCACUACCAUGAUCGAUGCUACGACACAUGCGUUGAUAUUGGACUCUCCGCUGAUAUUACGAGACCCAGCAACUGGGACUGAUUUGAUUCGUCGGCGGAGGCUCUCAACUGCUGAAAAGGCUAGGGGAAAGAAAACAGUCCUUGUGGUUCGAGUGGAGGCUUCUGAUAGUGCAACUACUCUUUCCGAGACCCAGCUUGCGAGUGAUGUAUUUGGUGAUAACGGGGAUCCCAACAAUCUACGAUCUCAGUAUCUUGCUUGUUCCUAUGGAAAAUUUGAUUUGAACAAAGCUGAAAAUCGAAAUGGGCUGGACACGAAUAUUCGAAACGGCGUAGUAACGGUGGAGGUACCAAAUGUAUCCAAAUCAGUUGGUGAUACUGCCAUGCUGAACGCUAUCAACAAGGAACUAGGGGAUCAGUUCUCGACAGCAGCUUUCAAUCUCGCUGACUUUGUGAUAUAUUGCAUGCCUCCUGGAGUUAUGCACCCACUGGACGUUGCCUACGCUUUUAUGGAUGGAUACAAGUCGAUAUACAAUGACCAAGCUUGUAAUCAAGUGUCAACUCAACUACACGAAGUGGGACACAACCUGAACAUGGCCCAUAGUGGAAUGGGCGCAGACGAAUAUGCUGACAAGAGCGGGAUGAUGGGGUAUUCGUUCGAAUUAGACGACCUUCCGUACAUGUGUUUCAACGCUGCAAAAAGUUGGCAGCUUGGCUGGUACGCGGACAAGGCCCUUAGAUUUACUCCUUCACCCACGGGCCAAUACGAGUUUUCUGCCAAGUUGGCAGGGGUGGCUGACUACGCAACGACAGAGAACGAUGUCGUGAUCAAGAUAGAACAGGAAUUUUCUACUUGGGCAUACUUUGUCAACUACAACGCCGCGAAGGGUAUCAAUGCAGGUACUCAAUAUGGAAAGGAUCGGGUGCUGGUAACCAUGAAGGAUACAAGUGACGAAGCAAACACUUCAAAACUUGUAGCAAGACUGAGGGUUGGGCAGAAUUUAAAGAUCCGCAACUUUAAUGGGAGAGCAGACGAAGAGUUGAUUGUUGGAUGGAAAUCUCGUGUAGAGGAUGUGGCUACACUUCGCAUUUUCCUUCAGGGUCCAAACGUUCCAGAGCCAACACAGCCACCCUCAAUUGCACCCUCCAUCCUCCCGUCUUUUGCACCGACUCUACAAGCAUCCCGGUUACCAACAAUUCCACCCUCCAUCAACCCGUCUUUUGCACCAACCCCACUGUCAUCAGCAGGACCUACUUCUGCUCCCUCCAUCAGCCCAUCCUCUGCACCAUCCAUUGCAUCAUCAGCAGGACCUUCUUCUGUACCAACCAUUGCAUCGUCAGCAGGACCUUCAUCGAUACCGACACCGGUAGUCUCGGAUCAGCCAACACUCUCACAUCUUCCCACUUUGUCGCUGGUCCCAUCCAAAGCACCGACAACCUCUGAAACACCCACAACAACGGAUGUUCCAAGCCACAAUCCUUCAACGUCUUUGAUGCCUAGCGCUGGCCCGUCCAGUGCUCCUUCGCAGGCCCCGUCUCAAAGCCCCAGUUUGCUUCCUUCGCAGUCCCAAUUGCCAAGUUCAAGUCCUUCGAUGACGACCUCAGAAGUGCCUUCGUUUAUGCCAUCGGAUCUUCCGAGCAGCGUGCCUUCUCGAAAGCCUUCUUCGGCACCUUCGAUGAAACCAUCUGUUCGAUCGUCGGAGUUCGAAUCAAUGUUUGUAUUACAGCUUCCCCGCGGCACAGACUUUGAAGUAGCAGCUAGUGUAUGCGCCGGACUGCAAUCCUAUCUGGAUGAAGUCACAAAGUCGACGUAUGGCAACGAAACUGUGACGAGCAUUUCUUGUCUUCCGAUUGUUGAAGCCUUGGGCACGCAAAAUGUCUUUGAUCGUGGCGCAGAUGUCACUGUGGUGAUGACGAGUUCCUUUCCAAUGGCCGCCAUCGGUCCCAAUGCAACGGAAUUCGAAUCGUAUGUUGACGAAACUAUUGGUUCUGGUGAAACAAGUUCACUUUUACCUGGAAUAAUCCUUGCAUCAAUAGAGGAAGCUGGACUGGAAGAAGGAUCCACUGUCAAUUUGGAGUGGGACGAUGAGACGUUUGACACUCCAGUGCUGAAGGUGGGAUUUGAAGAAGAAGAAUCAUCAUCAUCCGGAAUGCAAACCACAAUGCAUCUGGUUUGUACAUUAUCAUCUUUGUAUCUAUUAUUUUUCUUGUAA